Molecule: messenger RNA, 2408 nt
Organism: Carassius auratus (goldfish)
Lineage: Eukaryota; Metazoa; Chordata; Actinopteri; Cypriniformes; Cyprinidae
Product: serine/threonine-protein kinase PAK 3
Exons: 17
Coding region: 299-2014 (571 amino acids)
Biological process (GO): protein phosphorylation
Molecular function (GO): ATP binding; protein serine/threonine kinase activity
Source: RefSeq, a predicted model, not a curated record
GACAUCACAGGCUAGGGAACAGUAGGCAGGCAGUGAAGCAUGCAGGCAGCCGACUAGCCAGUGAGUCCAGGUCUUUGGGUCAGGAGCCGGUCUGACCAUAAAAUGGAGAGUCUGUGCAUGUUCUAGGUUUUAGGAAUAUAUGCAUUGGAAAAUAUCAAAGGAAAACACAAGUAGACUUCCAAGGAUACAGCCAAGGAAUAUGAAAACAUGUUUAAGAUCUGUGGCGGGAGUGACGGUUAGAGAUCAGGAAGAUGGUAUCUCAGCUUCUCUCUAACGGCCAUAGUGAGUGCAAAAAAAGAUGUCCGAUAGUGUUGAUAUUGAAGAAAAGCCACCUGCACCCCCUUUAAGAAUGAACAGUAGUUCCCGUGACCCUUCUUCAGUACACAGUUCAAAACCACUUCCAAUGGCUCCAGAGGAGAAGAACAAGAAAGCCCGUCUCAGGUCCAUCUUUCCCGGGGGAGACAAAACCAAUAAAAAGAAAGAGAAAGAGCGUCCAGAGAUAUCCCUGCCUUCUGAUUUUGAGCACACCAUCCAUGUAGGCUUUGAUGCAGUAACGGGGGAAUUCACUGGUAUUCCAGAGCAAUGGGCUCGGUUAUUGCAAACCUCUAAUAUUACUAAGCUGGAACAGAAGAAAAACCCUCAGGCUGUAAUAGAUGUUCUCAAGUUCUACGACUCCAAAGAGACAGUCAACAACCAGAAAUACAUGAGCUUCACAUCAGGAGAUAAAUCCGCUCAUGGUUACAUUGCAGCCAAUACUCUGAAUCACCUCCUGUCUUCUGGGCCACCUGUCAGCCUUAGAACCUGCAGCGCAUUAUAUGAAAAGCAAGGGGCUAAGACGACUUCUGAACCUCCUAUUGUACCUCCGAUGUCUGAAGAAGAAGAUGAGGAAGAGGAGGAUGAAGAGGAAGAAGAUGAGGAUGAUGAUGAGGUUCCACCCAUUAUUGCCCCACGACCUGAGCACACCAAAUCUAUCUUCACUCGCUCCGUUAUUGAGCCAGCUGCACCUCCUGCUUCUGUUAAAGAGGACAGGACCCAUCCAGAUUCUCAAGUACAGCCAGAGAACAUGUCCAGUACACUAUACGGUCACACUGACCGACAGAGGAAAAAAUCCAAGAUGACAGAUGAGGAAAUACUGGAAAAACUCAGAAGCAUUGUUAGUGUUGGCGAUCCUAAGAAGAAAUACACACGUUUUGAGAAAAUAGGACAAGGGGCAUCUGGGACAGUAUACACAGCUAUAGACAUUGCCACAGGACAAGAGGUGGCAAUCAAACAGAUGAAUCUGCAGCAGCAGCCAAAGAAAGAGCUCAUUAUAAAUGAGAUCCUUGUGAUGAGGGAAAACAAAAAUCCCAAUAUAGUCAACUACUUGGAUAGUUUUCUAGUAGGAGAUGAGCUGUGGGUGGUGAUGGAAUAUUUGGCAGGUGGUUCACUUACUGAUGUGGUAACCGAGACCUGCAUGGAUGAGGGACAGAUUGCUGCAGUGUGCAGAGAGUGUCUACAGGCUCUGGAUUUCCUUCAUUCUAAUCAGGUGAUUCAUAGAGAUAUCAAGAGUGAUAACAUUCUGCUUGGCAUGGAUGGUUCAGUGAAACUGACGGAUUUUGGGUUCUGUGCUCAGAUCACACCUGAGCAGAACAAGCGUAGCACCAUGGUGGGCACACCCUACUGGAUGGCUCCAGAAGUCGUAACCCGGAAAGCCUAUGGCCCAAAAGUAGAUAUCUGGUCCUUGGGUAUCAUGGCAAUUGAAAUGGUGGAGGGAGAGCCACCAUAUCUGAAUGAGAACCCACUUAGGGCCCUUUAUUUAAUUGCAACAAACGGCACUCCAGAGCUACAAAAUCCUGAGCGGCUAUCCUCAGUGUUUCGUGACUUCCUGAAAGGCUGUCUGGAGAUGGAUGUAGAACGAAGAGGGUCAGCUAAAGAAUUGUUGCAGCAUUCGUUCCUGAAGAUUGCCAAGCCCCUUUCCAGCUUGACUCCACUGAUUGUAGCUGCCAAGGAAGCCAUCAAGAAUAGCAGCCGUUAAGAUCAUCCCCUUACCCACACACACAAGCAUACACAUCCACCCAGACACACAUACACAGAGCGCAAGUACACCGUGUUUACGUGUGAUGGCACAAUUACACAAUAUCUGAAUCUGGACAAAAACACAUGCAUUGCCCUUAUAAGGGUGAUUGACAGCUGUUCAAGGCCUUUGAGGUGGGAUUGGCCCUGGUCCUUGCCCUCAAACAUGUAUAUGGAACUGCCACACUAGUCCAUCAGUGUGUGUCCACCUCUAAACAUCUGGAAAGGGGAUAGAAAAACUGAAAAAACAACUCCUGUGUUCAUUCUCUCUGGAAUCAAAGAUGAUGUGUAUUACAGUAGACCUCAAGAAUUAUCAAGUUUAUUCUCUUAUUUAAUAUAUUAUGAACUGUCUUGUA